AUGCAGAAGUGCAUGGUCACCGAGCACAUCACUCUCGAAGAUGGCCACUUCUACGUCCUCUUGCAAGAGCGUAAUCUGGCCACUGCCAUAAGUCGCUACGAAACAUUCCAGAAUGUCAAGUCACUGCGACAGGACCAGAACGCCUUGGUUUCCUGGCUUCGGAACCUGCAACACCGAAUUCUGGAGCGCGUCACUCGGCGCAUAGAAGUCGCGACUGAUUUGUCGCUGGAAUCUGCCGAGUCGUAUCAGGUGGUCAACUACGGCAUCGGUGGACACUACACGCCCCACAUGGACGCCCAUGGGUUAGAUAAAAUUACUAGCUACGUGGACAUUCACGACGGCAACCGACUGGCCACCAUGCUCAUGUACCUCACAGACGUGGAAGCGGGAGGCGCCACAGCGUUCGUCAAAUUGGGCAUCGCGGUGAAACCACGCAUCGGUGACGCCCUCUUUUGGUACGACGUGAAACCAUAUGAUGGAAACGAGUUUGCCAAGAAGAUGUCUUUCUGGCACCAAAAAAGAAAGGCGGAUGAGCUCACGACGCACGUUGCCUGUCCCGUUCUGUGGGGCUCCAAGUGGAUUGUGACCAAGUGGAUUCGCGAGCGAAACAACUUCGUCGUGCACUACAACACGCCCGGCUGA
This is a messenger RNA of Dermacentor silvarum, 642 nucleotides long. RefSeq names its product prolyl 4-hydroxylase subunit alpha-1. Gene Ontology annotation, biological process: peptidyl-proline hydroxylation to 4-hydroxy-L-proline. The transcript has 2 exons. The record is from RefSeq and is a predicted model, not a curated record. Bases 1 to 642 code for a protein of 213 amino acids. Gene Ontology annotation, cellular component: endoplasmic reticulum. Gene Ontology annotation, molecular function: L-ascorbic acid binding; procollagen-proline 4-dioxygenase activity; iron ion binding. NCBI's taxonomy places the organism in Eukaryota, Metazoa, Arthropoda, Arachnida, Ixodida, Ixodidae.